AUGAAUAUAACGUCUCAUUCCUCGAUAUUUGACGAGAUAGGCUAUCUCAAUCAAACGAACCAUUAUUUGGUAACCGGAGACUCCAUUUUUGCCAGGUUACUGAAUGGCCCCUAUAAGUUCUUAUACACGCUCCACGAUGCUGUUCAGCAACAGUAUACUGAGGCGCAGAUGAUACUAAAUUAUUCUAGAAGUGAUGGACAGCAGGGGUCGAUCGAAUCUACGUCGCCGUGGGAACCACUUGCGUUUUUAACGAACUUCUUUUCUACAAAGUAUGCAGUGGUAUGCUUGGUGUUUGCAUUGUUGAUGAACAAAUACGUCAUGAAUAGUACACAGAGACCUAGUUUGGUCUCGAGGGGACAGCUUACCCCCUCCCCAAUACCAAAAUGGGGUGUCUACUCGGCACAUUCAGUGUCCAUCUUCUCGCUAUUAUACAUGAUGGUGGUUCCUUUCCAAAGACAGGUAGAUAGCAAAGGUAACCUCGACAUAUACCUCUUCUCGCAUUUCAUCGUUUUUACGGCAUCCAACGUCGUAGAAACUGUAUUCUCGAUUCAGAAUAACAUGCUGCCAUUGGAGAGCCCAGACUUCUCGAUUUUCGAAUUAGCUAUACAGUCCUACAAGAUGCUGAACGACGCUAAGUUCGAUGGACCCCUUAACUUCAACCUUGCGUACUUGCCGGAUUUAACUUUGGCGUUGGUUGGAAGACUGGUUAUUCAUAUUGUCGAUGUUUUCCAACUCAGGAAAUACAGGCUGUUUGCGUCCACCGUGGUCAACUGUAUCCAUUCAGGUGUUUUGACUUAUAUAUUGAUGGACUACGGCGCCAGCUACAUUCCACUUACUGUAAGGAUAAGGCAUUUCCCAAAAGUAUUUUUCACCAUGGUUUCUUUGCUUUCUUUAUCUUCCUACGCCGCGGCUGUAUUGGUGAGAUGGAACCCCUUCCACGAUAUGCCUGAACUGAACACAGAAGAAUUACAAUUUCACUCUUUCGUCCACAACUGGUGGAGCCACCUGAAUCUUACCGGAGAAGAGGAUUACUUCACAGCAAUGAAAAAGCUAGCUUUGCUAUUGUGUCUGGGGAUUGACAGUAAGGAUAAACAUUAUAAUAGAGAGUUGCCCAGUGUCACUCUUUCUGACUCGCUGAAUAAGAAUUUUAAGAUAAGUCGGUAUCUAAUCGACCAAACAGGGACUAUACUUGAUCAAGUGGAACCAUCCGUACGAUUUGGAAGGGUGAAACACAGUAAAACUGCUGUAGGUGGAGCGAUAAUUAGUUUGUGGAAUAUUGUGGUUUUCCUCUUCAGAUUGAUUUUUCCUACGAGGACGCACAAGGAUCAUAUAAUCAAACCUUCGUGGCCAAAAUCAUCUACAACUUUAUGCGCAACCCGCCAAAAUGUUUCAAAUUGGGGAGGAGAAGAGCAAGACGAGGUAGGAUGGAUUGCGGAUAAAUCUGAUGAUAGUGAUGACAGUGAUGACAAUGAUGAAGAGUACGUUCUGGAUAAUAACUCUUUGGAUGAACCUAAUCUCACCUCUCAUUCAGAUUCGGAUUCGGAUUCCGAUCUAGGAAUCGACGAUGUACCUGGUGCUGAGUUUUUUGAGUUGUUGACUCCACCAAGUGGACUCACGAUAAAUGAUGACCUUCAAUGGGUUGCAUCUACCAGUGCAAUUUUGCAAGCACAUCUCAGCUCUGCCAGUAGAGUAACAAGAUUCAACUACGAAAAACAGGCUCACUUGCAUGCAAAGGACAGCACCGACAACUUUAACGAUGAGAUCGAUCACACAUGUGCAAUAUGUAAAACGAAUCCAAGGGACAUCAUUCUGUGGCCGUGUAAGUGCUUUGCGAUAUGCUCCAGUUGUAAAGUGUCUCUAGCGUUACGGGGAUACAAAACCUGUAUAUGUUGUCGGAGAACAGUAUCAGGAUUUAGCAAAGUCCAUUACACGCAUAGUCGUUGA
Messenger RNA from Huiozyma naganishii CBS 8797, 1944 nucleotides. It is a transcript of the gene ASI1, whose product is annotated as putative ubiquitin-protein ligase ASI1. The record is from RefSeq and is a predicted model, not a curated record. Lineage: Eukaryota; Fungi; Ascomycota; Saccharomycetes; Saccharomycetales; Saccharomycetaceae. Gene Ontology annotation, biological process: protein ubiquitination; ubiquitin-dependent protein catabolic process. The transcript has a single exon. Gene Ontology annotation, molecular function: ubiquitin protein ligase activity. The coding region runs from base 1 to 1944 and encodes 647 amino acids.